AUUUUAAAUCUAAUUUAUUUUGGGAACAAUUAAAAGGAACUAUAUAUAAACGUUUAAUAUCCACCUUGCUCUCCCUAUCACUCCCAAAAUCCUUUUCGGGCAACGUGCACACUGUACCAGCAGCUGCUGCCGUCAAAGUUUCCAAAAAAUUCAAAGAAGCAUUAUACUGAAUAAAUACAUAUUCAAAAUCUUUAUAAAAUGAAUCAAGGUGGAAUGAAACGAGGCAGUGAAGGUGGUCCUGGUGGUGGUGGCAAAAAGAUGAGAGGAGAUACAGUUACAUUAAGGUUUCUUCUACUUAGUAAACAUGCUGGUGGUAUAAUUGGCAAGGGAGGCCAAACAAUCAAAAGAUUACGAUCAGAGUACAAUGCCACUGUUAAUGUACCUGAUUCUAAUACACACGAGCGGGUAUUAUCAAUUGCUGCAUCUCAAGAAAAUGCCAUAAAUGUUUUAAAAGAAUGUCUCCCAUUGUGUCAUGAACCGCCUUAUCCAGUAAACGCAGGUGGACAAGCGCCUAAAAGUGCUUAUGAGGUAGAUUUUCUUAUCCACUCCAGUCAAGUUGGUGGUAUCAUUGGACGUGCAGGAUUUAAAAUCAAAGAGAUCAGAGAGACCACAAACACCAGUAUUAAAGUCUAUCAAGAAUGCCUACCGAGCUCCACUGAACGUGUUGUUGCACUUGGUGGUGGCGAAGAAGAAAUCAUUGCAGCCCUGCGGAAGAUUCUCGAACAAAUGCAAGAACAACCAAUUAAAGGGAACAUAGCCCUAUAUGAUCCAAGCCAAGAAUGGAACAACUCCAAUUAUAACGACUAUGGCCCACCCAUGGGUGGUGGCGGCGGUGGUGGAGGUGGUGGUGGUAAUAUGCGUGGAGGUAUGAGAGGAGGAAUGCGUGGUGGAAGAGGGGGUGGUAGAGGUAGCAAUUUUGGAGGAAAUCGUGGUAGUAAUUUUUCACCCAUGGGACAAAACAACCAAGGUGGUUUUGGUGGAGGUGGUGGUUUCGGUGGCGACUCUGACUUUGGUGGUAACCAAAAUUACAACAAUUUUGGUGGUGGUGGAAAUAAUGACUUUAACAACUCGGCACCUGCUGGAAUGGACACACAAACUACACAGGUUACUAUACCAAACGAUCUUGCUGGAGCUAUAAUUGGUAAAGGCGGCGAAAGGAUACGAAACAUCAGACAAAGAAGUGGCGCUGACAUCAAAAUAGAGGAUCCACAACCAGGAAAACAAGAACGAGUAAUCACUAUCUCAGGAACUCCUGAUCAAAUUCAGUAUGGUCAGUUUCUUAUGCAACAAAGCGUCAGACAAUACUCUGGAAAGAAGCCAUAAGUCAUCAAGACACUCUCGAUGAUUGAAGCUUGAUUAAUUGGAUGUCUCUAUCUCUGUGUGUGUGUUGUGGAACACUCCUCCAUUGUAAUAUAUGCCCCGUAUGGACAUUUUUUAUUUCAGAAUAUAUGUAUUACAUUGUA
Molecule: messenger RNA, 1463 nt
Organism: Hydractinia symbiolongicarpus
Lineage: Eukaryota; Metazoa; Cnidaria; Hydrozoa; Anthoathecata; Hydractiniidae
Product: heterogeneous nuclear ribonucleoprotein K-like
Exons: 14
Coding region: 199-1323 (374 amino acids)
Biological process (GO): regulation of mRNA splicing, via spliceosome; regulation of transcription by RNA polymerase II
Cellular component (GO): nucleus; cytoplasm
Molecular function (GO): mRNA binding
Source: RefSeq, a predicted model, not a curated record